Molecule: messenger RNA, 1014 nt
Organism: Aethina tumida (small hive beetle)
Lineage: Eukaryota; Metazoa; Arthropoda; Insecta; Coleoptera; Nitidulidae
Gene: TBC1d7
Product: TBC1 domain family member 7
Exons: 4
Coding region: 39-917 (292 amino acids)
Biological process (GO): activation of GTPase activity; negative regulation of TOR signaling
Molecular function (GO): GTPase activator activity
Source: RefSeq, a predicted model, not a curated record
CCCAACCAAAGUCACGUUGGCAACGCUGCUGGUAAAUAAUGGCGACCGACGAAAGAAAUUUUCGUUCUGCCUAUUACGAAAAAGUCGCCUCGCGCAGCGUCGAAGAAAAGAAAUCGCUCGAAAUCAUACUCAAAGACAAACCAUUGGACAGGAGGAAGCUGCAGCAGUACUGCCUCGCAUUUUGCGUUCCCAUUGCUUACAGGAACUUGCUAUGGAAACUGCUGUUAGAUGUGGUGCCCGUGCAUGUUGAAGCACAUCCGUUCAUAAUGAACCAAAGGAAGCAGGAGUAUGCGGAUCUGAUGAACGCCGUGAAGGCGAUGAAACUCGUGGACAAUUCCACGCCCAAGUCGCAGGUGUUUCUUGUCAUGUGGCUGCUGCAGACCGGCAAAUUAACGUUCGAUUUGAAUUUGUUCAAUGAUAAGGGGUUUUCUGCAAUCAGUCAAGUUUUCAUGCAGUUUUUUGAUGACGAUGUUGAUGUAUAUUGGUUAUCCAAGAAUUUCUACCUCAAAAUAUUGGACUUUCAGAAUGAUAUACCAGCACUUGUGGAAGGCGUCUAUAGUUUAUUACAAAAGGAAGAUCCAGCACUGUUUAAAUACCUUGAAUCCAACAAUAUAUUAGAUAAUUUGCCCAUGGAGAAAUGGUUCUAUUCAUGUUUUGCGGGAAUUCUAAACGAGACUGCUUUGGGAAAAAUCUGGGAUAAAUUUGUAGGGGGUUCAUUAAAAAUACUAUGUUUCGUCGCCGCUAAUCUUUUAAUGAUAAACAAGGCCAAGUUACUCAAAUGCAACGACUGGAAUGAAGCUUUGUCGUGUGUAAAAGAAAUUUCUGAUGAAAUAGCGGAUGUGAUCGCCAACAAAUCGAUAGAUAUGUGGCAACAGUACGGUACCCAUUUGGUAGUGGACGUGCGAAUUAUUAAGUGAUUUAAAUUUUUGUACAAUUAUCAUUAGUUCCUAAAAAGAGCGUUUUUAUAUUGUUUAUGUUACGUUUAUAAAGAAAUAUAUUGAUUUAUCUAUUUCA